Messenger RNA from Lemur catta (Ring-tailed lemur), 2497 nucleotides. It is a transcript of the gene MAP9, whose product is annotated as microtubule associated protein 9. Gene Ontology annotation, cellular component: astral microtubule. The transcript has 14 exons. Gene Ontology annotation, molecular function: microtubule binding. Gene Ontology annotation, biological process: regulation of mitotic cytokinesis; mitotic cytokinesis; mitotic spindle assembly. NCBI's taxonomy places the organism in Eukaryota, Metazoa, Chordata, Mammalia, Primates, Lemuridae. The record is from RefSeq and is a predicted model, not a curated record. Bases 169 to 2121 code for a protein of 650 amino acids.
CCGGCGCCGGGUGUUCCAGCGCUGCCAGGCCGGGGCCAAAGCGAGAGGGUUUGGGCCGAGGGUCCCCAGGGUCGCGGGGAGCCUGCUGCUGGCGUAGCGAGGCCACCAGCAGAGGUUGAAUUAUUGCAGUCAUUUAAUAGCUAUUUUUAUAAAAGAGAAAAAAAAUACAUGAUGUCUGAUGAAGUUUUUAGCACAACUUUAGCAUAUACAAAGAGUCCAAGAGUUACCAAAAGAACUACUUUCCAGGAUGAGCUAAUAAGAGCAAUUACAGCUCGCUCAGCCAGACAAAGGAGUUCUGAAUACUCAGAUGACUUUGACAGUGAUGAGAUUGUUUCCUUAGGUGAUUUUUCUGAUAAGUCAGUAGAUGGAAAUUCAUUCAAGAAAAAAGUGAAUGAUUUUCACAUAUCAGAUGAUGAAGAAAAGAGUUCUCCAAGACUGUCUUUUUUGAAAAUCAAGAAAUCAAACAGCGACAUAACCAAAGAUGAACCAGUUUGCACUAUCAAAAAUGAUAAGGAAAUGGCACCUGAUGGUUGUGAAGGCGUAGUUGUAAAUUCCUUAUCUGAAUCUCAAAAUAAAGACCAGGAAAUUGAAAAAGAGAAAAUUAAAUUGAAACCUAAACCCAGAAUUCUUCCAGUCAAAAUCUCAUCUUCAGAAAACAGCAGCAGCUUUGAAACAGAUGACCAUUUUAAACCGUUACCUCGUCCAAGGAGCAUGUUAAAAAAGAAUAGCCAUGUGGAAGAGAAAGAUAGACUAGAGGAAGAUAAAGAAACUACCCUCAGUGAAGAAGUAGAAUUACAUUCUGCACCUUCUCCCCUUCCAAGGCUGAAUGACCGACAAUUAGAAGCUGAGGAAAAAGCAUUCUCUGGAAACGUUGCUCCUGAGGUUCCAUGCUUAACCAGUCUAUCAUCAUCAUCACUUAAAGAAAGCCUUGAAGAUUCCUUUUUACCAGUAUCUGAGGGAAAAGCAUCCAUAAAAGAUCAGAAUGAAGAAUUCACUGAAAACCAUGAAGAUUCCCUGAAAUCAGAUGAAAAAGAAGAGAAUUCAUCCUCGAUAGACUUGGUCACUACUGCACUUGAGAAAUCUAAGGCAAGUCAAGUGACUGAUAAUGACCUUGAAGAAGAAAAGGAGAAAGCUGAACUGAGUGUGAAUGAUGACUUAAGAGUUGAUCCUCUAUUAUCUAAAUCUCAGGGUAUCUUAAUAUCCACCGAUGCAACAGAAUCUGCAAAGAAAACAAUUGAAGAGAGAAAUAUGAAGAAUAACAAGUCAACAAAUAAUAGAGCAUCCAGUGCAUCUGGCAGAUUAAUGACCUCUGAGUUUUUAAAGAAAUAUAGUUCUAAAAGGAGAACUUCGUCAACAACUACCUCUUCUCACUAUUUAGGGACUUUGAAAGUCUUGGACCAAAAGCCUUCACAGAAACAGAGUAUAGACCCUAAAAAGGCAGAUAACAUAAGGGCAGUUGUUUAUCAGGAAUGGUUAGAAAAGAAAAAUGAAUAUUUACAUGAAUUGCACAGAAUAAAAAGGAUUGAAAGUGAAAACUUAAGGAUCCAAAAUGAACAGAAAAGAGCUGCUAAGAAAGAAGAAGCAUUAGCAUCGUUUGAGGCCUGGAAAGCUAUGAAAGAAAAGGAAGCAAAGAAAAUAGCUGCAAAAAAGAGGCUUGAGGAAAAAAACAAGAAGAAAACUGAAGAAGAAAAUGCUGUGCGAAAAGGAGAAGCACUCCAAGCUUUUGAAAAAUGGAAAGAGAAAAAGAUGGAAUAUCUUAAAGAGAAAAAUAAAAAGGAGAAAGAAUAUGAAAGAGCAAAGAAACAGAAAGAGGAGGAAACUGUUGCUGAGAAAAAGAAAGAUAAUUUAACUGCUGUUGAAAAAUGGAAUGAAAGAAAGGAAGCUUUUUUCAAGCAAAAGGAAAAAGAGAGAAUAAAUGAGAAAAGAAAGGAAGAACUGAAAAAAGCUGAGAAAAAAGAUAAAGAUAAACAAGCUAUUAAUGAGUAUGAAAAAUGGCUGGAAAAUAAAGAAAGGCUGGAAAGAAUUGAACGAAAACAAAAGAAACGACAUUCCUUUCUUGAAAAUGAGGAACUUCCUCCAUGGAGCCCUCCAAGCAGAACUGUGUUCUCAAAAGUGUUUUAAUAAUUCUAGUUCUUAUAUUAUUUAGCUAUUUAUCAAUUUGCCAACUUUUAGCCAUGGAUUUAAAAUUAUUUGUUGAAUUAUUUUUAGUUAGAAGAAUCUAUUUUAAUUAAAAUGCCAGAUACUUCUGCUGACAAUGAAAAAGAUACUCUGGAGUUUAAUCAGUGAAAGCAUUUUUGAACUGUAGAUAAACUGUAGAUAAACUGCCUCAAAUGAAAAGGUAAUAAUCAUAUUGUUCUUACCAUUAAAAUACAUACAGCUUUAUCAUGUCUUGGUAAUUCUCACAGUGGAAUGAUUCAUGAUCUCUUCACUAAGCUCUGCAUGUUACUUAAGUAUGUUUAAUCCCAAUAAUAAAAAAGAAACCAUCUAGGUACUAUAA